Messenger RNA from Halteromyces radiatus, 1484 nucleotides. RefSeq names its product isocitrate dehydrogenase, NAD-dependent. The record is from RefSeq and is a predicted model, not a curated record. Gene Ontology annotation, cellular component: mitochondrion. Gene Ontology annotation, biological process: isocitrate metabolic process; tricarboxylic acid cycle. Bases 83 to 1225 code for a protein of 380 amino acids. The transcript is spliced from 6 exons. Lineage: Eukaryota; Fungi; Mucoromycota; Mucoromycetes; Mucorales; Cunninghamellaceae. Gene Ontology annotation, molecular function: isocitrate dehydrogenase (NAD+) activity; magnesium ion binding; NAD binding.
CAGCGAUUGGAAAAAAAACUUUUUUCAUUUUUUUCCCGCUCUUUCUUCUUUGUUUUCUUUCUUUCUCCAUCAAUACUUUAUCAUGUUCUUGUCUCGUACCGCCGCUACCGCUCUUAAGGUCAACGCUUUGUCUGCUGCAAAGUUCAACGGUAUUCGUGCCAUUACCACUGCCACUCCUUCUCUUACUCAAGCUUUCAAUGCUCAAAAGAAUGCUAAUGGCAACUACUUGGUGACUUUGAUCCCUGGUGAUGGCAUUGGUCCUGAAAUCUCUCGUUCUGUCAAGGACAUCUUCGCUGCUGCCAAGACACCUAUCGAAUGGGAAGAAGUGGAUGUUACUCCUGUUAUCAAAGAUGGUAAGACCGCUAUUCCUCCUGAAGCUAUUGCCAGUGUUCGUAAGAGUACUGUUGCUCUCAAGGGUCCUUUGGCCACUCCUAUUGGUAAAGGUCACGUCUCUCUCAAUUUGACUUUACGUCGUACCUUCAACCUUUACGCCAACGUUCGUCCUUGUCGUUCCAUUGCUGGUUACAAGACCCCUUAUGAUGAUGUCAAUACUGUCUUGAUCCGUGAAAACACUGAAGGUGAAUACUCUGGUAUUGAACAUGAAGUUGUCGAUGGUGUUGUCCAAUCUAUCAAGUUGAUUACCAAGGAAGCUUCCGAACGUGUUGCUCGUUACGCUUUCACCUAUGCUCAAUCCGUUGGUCGUGAUCGUGUCACUGCUGUUCACAAGGCUAACAUCAUGAAGUUGGCUGAUGGUCUCUUUUUGGAUGUUUGUCGUCAAGUUUCAAAGGAAUUCCCUAGCAUCAAGUUUGAUGAAGUGCUUUUGGAUCGUGCCUGUCUUCACAUUACCUCUGAUCCCUCUCUCUAUGCUGACACUGUCAUGGUCAUGCCCAACUUGUAUGGUGAUAUCUUGUCUGAUAUGUGUGCUGGUUUGAUUGGUGGUCUUGGUUUGACUCCUUCCGGUAACAUUGGUCGUGAUGCUUCCAUCUUUGAAGCUGUCCAUGGUACUGCUCCUGAUAUUGCUGGUCAAGAUAAGGCUAACCCUACCGCCUUACUUUUGUCUGGUAUCAUGAUGUUGAAGCACAUGCGUUUGAACGAACAAGCUGCCAACAUUGAACAAGCUGUCUUCAAGACCAUUGCUGAAGGAAAGGCUUUGACUGCUGAUUUAGGUGGUAAGGCUACUAACAGCCAAUACACUAAGGCCGUUAUUGAUAACUUGAAAUUCUAAGCAAGUUAUUUCUAUUACCUAUAUCGAUCACAAUCUUCUUCCUCGUUUUUGAUGAUUUUCCCUCCAACUUUCAUUUGAUGUAUUCAUUAGUUUAUCUCCCUCCUCUUUUUCCUUUAUAUUGAAAAUCACACUUCAUUACCCUUCAUUCUUUUUUUUUGGACGUUUUAUCUUUUUUUUAUUUAUUUAUUCAAACAUCUUUUGUUUGUUUUUAUAUACAAGAUCAAAUAAAUCGUUUACUUUAUACAUAGAGAUUACAACA